Molecule: messenger RNA, 864 nt
Organism: Vigna angularis (adzuki bean)
Lineage: Eukaryota; Viridiplantae; Streptophyta; Magnoliopsida; Fabales; Fabaceae
Exons: 1
Coding region: 1-864 (287 amino acids)
Source: RefSeq, a predicted model, not a curated record
AUGGACCGGUACCAGAAAACCGUCCGGCGGGUAAAGGCGUUAAGUCCGGAACUCGCCCUCCAUUACAUCCUACCCGCCCUCAAGCCCGGGCCAUUCAAAGACAGCGUUUGUCGGCGGGCCCCUAAGAUCAUGGAGGAGCUGAGGGAACGCGCGACAGACGAGAUCAGGGUUGAGGAGAUGAAGUUAUCUUAUAAGGAGGAUAGUCAAGAGCUGUGGAGCGAAAAGGCAAACGGGGGGAAACCCGGUAAUCUGGGAGGAAAACCGGGCGGCGGCAGGCAUAAGGAACCACGCCGGGGGCCCCGUUUCCAGCAGUAUACCCCCCUGAACGCCCCCCGGGAGAAGAUCCUACGGGAGGCGCUCAGUGCGGAUCUACUCCCAGAGCCCGUGAAGCGACCAACACCAUCCGGCGCGGAUGAAAGUAAACACUAUGCCUACCACAAGAACAUGGGUCAUACCACCGAGGAGUGCAUAACCCUGAAAGACAAAAUUGAGCAGCUGAUCCAGGUUGGGAAGCUGAAGAAGUACAUACGAGACUAUCGUCCAAAGGCGCCUGCCGAGAAGACUGCCAAACGACCAACAUACAGGUCCGAGAGACCUAGGAACGACAGGAGCGAACGUCCUCGCUCCGAGCGAAGACGAAGCCAAAGCCGAAGUAGAAGUCGCGAACAUCCGCUAAGGGGGCACAUCAACACGAUCUCCGGAGGUUUUGCCGGGGGAGCAUCGUCGGCGUCCGCCCGAAAGCGCCACAUACGGGCACUACAUUCAGUGCAUUCAGUGGAUAGGCCCCGUCGCACUAUGCCCCCAUCACAUUUUCGGAUGAAGACUUCCAUGCGCCCGACCCCGAUCAGGAUGACCCUAUGGUGA